AUGGAUUCAUCCCAGUCAUCACAGCUUCUACUUGUACACGAGCAGAAGCAGGAUGGAGGAGUGAUCAGACUUCCCAAGCGGUGGACGGAGAAGUGUGUUGUAAGCAUUGUGGAAGGGAGAGUAGCAGUGGUCGAGUAUGCAAUCUCCCCAUGUGCUCACCUGGAAGUGCUGACAAAACUUCGGAGAGACCUGAAUCAGCAUUGCUUGAUUAAAGUCACCGGCAACGAUGAAAGCAGCCUCCAGGGCGAGAAGCGGGAGGAAGGCAAACGGCCUGGAGGCAACAAUUUUUUAUCGAGCAUUGGAAUUUGUGAACACCUGUCGUCAUCAUGGUUAAAGAUACCGACAAGAAAGGGCUUGCAGCAAACCUCCACGCCAAAACAACACACAGAUCCAAUGUUCAUAAUUACUGAAAUCCUGACAACGUGGGAUGAUGACCAACUUAUUGAGUUGACAAGCAUUUGUGAGGAUAGACUAAAGGAGGCAAUUGAAGAGGCAGUGCACAAAGUCAGUUUCGUGUUGGCCUAUGAGAAAUAUUUCAGUGAACGUGAACACGAGGAUGUCGUUAAGAUUGCAGAGAAAGAAAAUCGGGCAAAUGCUUGCAAACUCUUCCUCCGUCUGGUGAGGGGAAAAGAUUCCCAAGUCCAAAGGUUGAUAUGGAAAUCCUUUGUGAAAAUGCACCACAUCGUACCAAAACUGGGUGAAUUGCUGAAGGAGAUACAGGGGCUUGGUUCUGAUCCUGUUGAAUGCUGGAAGGCCAUGCAAGGUUUAUUGGACCUACCUUCUCACCUGCGAGACGUUCAACAGCUGCACAAGGAGACUCUACGGAAACAAACAGAAAAACUGAGAGUCAGCACCAUCCUGACGAGGGAGAAGGCUCAGGUUUUCCAGCUGACCGAUCGAUAUGCUGAGCUCACAGUGAUCUCUACUGUUCGAGAUCGGCAACUUGUGGAACAUGAACUGCUGGCAAGAGGUCGGGACCACGAGGAAUGGAGGGAGAAACAUCUCCAGGGAGUGCUGGAAAAAAUCCGGACCGAUCAGUUGUUUCAGAGCAGCUUUUCCCAGAGUAAAUUCAGAUCUCGGAGGACGGCGGCAGUGGCUGGAGUAGCAGGGAUUGGCAAAACAACAAUGGUGCAAAAAAUUGUAUAUGACUGGGCCACGGGGAAAAUAUACCAACACUUUCAAUUUGUCUUCUGUUUCAAGUUCCGAGAUUUAAACAACACAGGCUGCAAAACAAACCUGAAGAAUUUGAUUCUGGAUCAGUACCCUUACUUUGGGAGUACACUAGAAGAGGUCUGGAAGAACCCAGAAGGAUUGCUGUUUAUAUUCGAUGGUUUGGAUGAAUUCAAGUACAGAAUUGAUUUUGCUGACGGUCAACCUCAACACGAGUGCCUUGAUUCCGAAUGCUGGUGUGAUGUGUCUGACAUUUUGCGCAGUUUAAUCCAGCACAAGUUGCUCCCAGGGUGUUCAGUACUAAUGACCACCCGCCCCACUGCGUUACAUUUAUUGGAAGAGGCAGAGAUCAGUGUCAGGGCUGAAAUCCUGGGGUUUGUUGGUGAGGAAAGGAAAAAAUAUUUCAGCAUGUUUUUUGAAGAUCAGGCAGUGGCAUCAGCUCUUAUUAAGCAUUUGGAGGAGAACGACAUCCUGUACACCAUGAGCUACAACCCUUCUUACUGCUGGAUCCUUGGUUUGACACUGGGCCCCUUUUUCAAACAAGAAGACAGGAACCCACAGCAAGUUCCCAAGACAAUCACCCAACUAUAUUCCUAUCAUAUUUACAACAUCCUGAAAAAUCACAGCCUUGACAUUGAAAGACCCUGUGACAUGUUACUGAAGGUUGGCAAGAUGGCCUUCGCAGGAGUGACUGAGAAGAAGAUCGUGUUUACAGAAGAGGAUUUGAUCAAGUACGAUCUGAAGUCAUCCCAGUUGCUGUCCGGGUUCCUGGUGGAACUUUUGGAGAGAGACAAUUGUGCCAGGAGCGUGGUGUACACUUUCCCACACCUCACCAUCCAAGAGUUUGUAGCUGCACUCGCACAAUUCCUGAUUCCAGAUUGCAAGGAUAUCCUGAAAUUUCUCUCUGAAGCCCACAGUGCAACUGAUGGGCGAUUUGAAGUGUUUCUCCGUUUUGUUGCUGGUCUGUCCUCUUCAUUGUUAACUCAGGGCCUGAAGGAGUUUCUGGAUCCAGUUCCUCAUAAAAGAAUUUGCCGAGUGAUUGACUGGGUGGAAGAGGAGAUUAAACGUCAGAUUAAGAAUGGAAACAAAAGGAGCCUCCUGAACACAUUGCAUUACCUAUUUGAGUCUCAGAAUACUGGACUGGCUCGGGAUGCACUGGAAUCUGUGCAAACACUUUCAUUCUGUGGCUUGCGACUGACCCCAAUUGAUUGCGUGGUCCUGUCCCGUGUCAUUGGAUUCUGUAACACAAUAAAGCAUCUCAAUCUGCGGGGCUGCUACAUUCAGCAUGAAGGACUCCAGCGGCUGGCACCUGGUCUGCACAAAUGUCAGGAGUUACGGCUGGGAGAUAAUGAACUGGGAGAUUCGGGAAUAGAAUUGGUAUCUGCUGCUCUGAAGAAUGCAGAAUGUAAAAUACAGAAGCUAGAGUUGGACAAGACUGGUCUCACAGCCGCUUGUGCUGCUGGCUUGGCUUCUGCUCUCAAUACAACGCGCACACUGACAGAGCUUGACCUGGGUAUUAAUAAACUGGAAGAUUUAGGAGUUCAACUUCUGACUGCAAUUCUGAGUAACCCGGAAUGUAACAUACGGAAACUGCGACUGUGGGAUGUCGGUCUCACAGCUACUGGUGCCAGUGAUCUCGCCUCUGCUCUAUCGACAAACCACUCCCUGACAGAGCUGGAACUUGGUGAUAAUGACCUGGGAGAUUCAGGAGUGGAUAAAGUAUCUGAAGCUCUGAGGAACCCCAACUGUAAGAUACAGAUAUUGAAGCUGUGGAAUACCGGUCUCACAGAUGAUUGUGCAGAGAAUCUUGUCUCUGUGCUCAGUAGCAUCCAGUCACUGAAUACUCUAGACGUGGAAUCAAACUCCUUCACAGACCAAUCUGUCCCUGCUUUCUGCUGCCUCAUACGGACCCUCAAGAAUCUGGAAUGGAUUGGGCUUGGACGAAAUAGAUUUGGUUCUGACGGAGAGAAGGAGCUGAAGUCACUGCAGCAAUCCAGGCACAGAUUGAUUGUGUCAGUAUGAACAUCUGAAUGUAAAAGCAUCACUGCCCUCUGGAUGCUAAUAUUUUUGGCUGAUCACGUAUCUGCCCUCUUUACAGCAGUAUUCUGAGUUUAAACAAUGGCAGGCAUUAAAUCUCUAAUUACCAUCCUGUACUUUAAUGCAAUUUUUAAAGUUAGUUCAUUCCUGGGAAGAUCUGUGGUUUGAUAUAGCAGAGUGCGACUGAGAGAGUGCUUUCAUAUAGUCUGCUACAUCAGAGUGCUGAGCUUUGGGAAUGUGGACAUGGUGUCAUUGUGUAAUCAUCAGCUCUGCAGUUCUCGGUAAGGCACGGAACAGAGCAUAAAAUAUAAAAAGCGCCCUCCUUUCUUGUGAUGGACGAAUAUUUUUUCUGACAGGUUUAUUACAACUAUUACUUACCAUGCCAUGUUUAAUUUCCACUGAGUGUGCUUAAUGACAAGGAUGCUGAUGAACAGGUUGAAAAAGGAAUAAAAGUUGAAACUGCUGGAAAAGUGCAACAUGUUGGUAGCAUUAUUCAGAAACACGAGAUUCU
Messenger RNA from Mobula hypostoma (lesser devil ray), 3718 nucleotides. RefSeq names its product NACHT, LRR and PYD domains-containing protein 3-like. Gene Ontology annotation, molecular function: protein binding. Gene Ontology annotation, cellular component: cytoplasm. The record is from RefSeq and is a predicted model, not a curated record. The transcript has 13 exons. Lineage: Eukaryota; Metazoa; Chordata; Chondrichthyes; Myliobatiformes; Myliobatidae. The coding region runs from base 1 to 3192 and encodes 1063 amino acids.